CCUUCCCUGCCAGCAACAGGGGGAACCAAGUAGGCAGAGCACCAGCAACCAGAGGGUGCUGUUCCGCAGGGGUGGGGCAUCCCCCUCCCCACACAGCCCCGCUCUCCCGGGCUGUCAGGCCAGUGGGAGGAGCUGCCCAUGCCCCCCCUGAGACCGCAAGGCUAUAAAGCUGCCUGGUAGCGGUCUGAGGCUCUUCCCAGCCCCCGGCCUAGCUGCGAACGGUAACUGCCCAUCUUCGGCCGCCAUGAGCCACCACCCGUCGGGCCUCCGGGCCGGCGUCAGCUCCACCUCAUACCGCCGCACCUUCGGGCCACCGCCCUCACUAUCCCCCGGGGCCUUCUCCUACUCGUCCAGCUCUCGCUUCUCCAGCAGCCGCCUGCUGGGCUCAGCGUCCCCGAGCUACUCCGUACGCCUGGGCAGCUUCCGAGGUCCCCGGGCAGGUGCCGGCGCCCUUCUGCGCCUGCCUUCGGAGCGCCUCGACUUCUCCAUGGCUGAGGCCCUCAACCAGGAGUUCCUGGCCACACGCAGCAACGAGAAGCAGGAGCUGCAGGAGCUUAACGAUCGCUUCGCCAACUUCAUUGAGAAGGUGCGCUUCCUGGAACAGCAGAACGCGGCCCUGCGUGGGGAGCUUAGUCAGGCCCGGGGCCAGGAGCCGGCGCGCGCGGACCAGCUGUGCCAGCAGGAGCUGCGCGAGCUGCGGCGAGAGCUAGAGCUACUGGGACGCGAGCGCGACCGGGUGCAGGUGGAGCGCGACGGGCUGGCGGAGGACUUGGCAGCUCUUAAGCAGAGGUUGGAGGAGGAGAUGCGCAAGAGGGAGGAUGCGGAGCACAACCUCGUGCUCUUCCGCAAGGACGUGGACGAUGCCACCCUGUCCCGCCUGGAACUAGAGCGCAAGAUUGAGUCUUUGAUGGAUGAGAUUGAGUUUCUCAAGAAGCUGCACGAGGAGGAGCUUCGAGACCUGCAGAUGAGCGUGGAGAGCCAGCAGGUGCAGCAGGUGGAGGUGGAAGCAACUGUGAAGCCAGAGCUGACAGCAGCCCUGAGGGACAUCCGAGCACAGUACGAAAGUAUUGCGGCGAAGAACCUGCAGGAGGCGGAGGAGUGGUAUAAGUCCAAGUACGCGGACUUAUCCGAUGCCGCCAAUCGGAACCACGAGGCCCUGCGCCAGGCCAAGCUGGAGAUGAACGAGUCCCGACGCCAGAUCCAGAGUCUGACGUGCGAGGUGGAUGGGCUUCGCGGCACGAACGAAGCGCUGCUCAGACAGCUGCGGGAGCUGGAGGAGCAGUUCGCCCUGGAGGCGGGCGGGUACCAGGCGGGAGCCGCGCGGCUCGAGGAGGAGCUGCGGCAGCUAAAGGAAGAGAUGGCGCGGCACUUGCGUGAGUACCAGGAGCUCCUAAACGUCAAAAUGGCCCUAGACAUCGAGAUCGCCACCUACCGCAAGCUGCUGGAGGGCGAGGAGAGCCGGAUCUCGGUGCCUGUCCAUUCCUUUGCCUCCUUGAAUAUAAAGACCACUGUGCCUGAGGUGGAGCCUUCCCAAGACAGCCACAGCCGGAAGAUGGUUCUGAUCAAGACAAUUGAGACCCGGGACGGGGAGGUGGUGACGGAGUCCCAGAAGGAGCAGCGCAGUGAGCUGGACAAGUCGUCUACUCACAGCUACUGAAUCCCUUGGUCUGAAGAUGCCUGACCCUGCCCUGGGCCUGCUCUAAGCCCAAAUCCUAACACCAAUCCUGAAUUAGUCUCCCUUCCCUCUGCAUGUGUCUAAGAUGGGGUACCAAUCCCCCCCUUUCCUGGCCUACAACCAAGCCCUACCUGACUAGCAGUUGGUGGGCAUGUCCAUGCCCUGACACAGAUGUGACUUGUGUCCUCCUCCUUUUCCUAUAGUGGUAAAAAUCCAGUGACACCCCCACCACACACAAGUCUCUCCAGCCAUGAUCCUCUGGCUAAUGGGUGGGCCAGGGUCAGAGUUUCACUUUUGAAUUAAGUAAAGCUGCUGUUAAGAGAAA
Molecule: messenger RNA, 2000 nt
Organism: Otolemur garnettii (small-eared galago)
Lineage: Eukaryota; Metazoa; Chordata; Mammalia; Primates; Galagidae
Gene: PRPH
Product: peripherin
Exons: 9
Coding region: 245-1657 (470 amino acids)
Cellular component (GO): type III intermediate filament; plasma membrane; axon
Molecular function (GO): structural molecule activity
Source: RefSeq, a predicted model, not a curated record